UUUCAUUUGUUAUUAGUUUCCGCGAAAAUGAAGUGGGUACUGUUAGUCUUGAGCUUAUUAUUUUUUACUAUGACACAUACGUCGGAAGCAUUUGGCCUGCUCCCAUGUAGUGAAAAAGGAUUUGUCUGUAUGGGACGCUACCAAUUUUACCAGUGUGUUCGUAAUAGUGACGGACUUCAUCUGGCCAAUAUUAUGAACUGCCCUAAAGGAAUGAUUUGUUCAGAUGAAGAUAAUUUGGAAUGUGACCGAGAAGAUGGAGCAAACCUUAUUUCAAAGACUGACAAAUAAAAAUCUUAGCGCGAAGUUAUCGAUAGAUGUUUAAGUGUACCUACAUAUUAUAAUAAAAACUUGUCAAUUCGUAAUCCAACACAUCUUGAAGUAUUCCGUCGCUAAAAGCUUGUUUUAUUUGCAUAUUAAUAAGAUAAUUUGCUGGGAUUGGUAAUAUUAUUCUGCCUCGAUUAUGCAUAUUUAUGUGAUGUUUACUGUUGACGAUUCAAAACUGAUACACGAUCAGCAUACCGGGAGGAACUAUUUAAAAAUUUUAUAAAUAAUUUCCAGAUAAAUGAUAUCCUGUAAAGAUGAC
Messenger RNA from Acanthoscelides obtectus, 583 nucleotides. Lineage: Eukaryota; Metazoa; Arthropoda; Insecta; Coleoptera; Chrysomelidae. The record is from the annotation of a GenBank genome assembly.